Molecule: messenger RNA, 1959 nt
Organism: Poeciliopsis prolifica (blackstripe livebearer)
Lineage: Eukaryota; Metazoa; Chordata; Actinopteri; Cyprinodontiformes; Poeciliidae
Product: guanine nucleotide-binding protein subunit alpha-11-like
Exons: 7
Coding region: 41-1096 (351 amino acids)
Biological process (GO): action potential; adenylate cyclase-modulating G protein-coupled receptor signaling pathway; phospholipase C-activating dopamine receptor signaling pathway
Cellular component (GO): heterotrimeric G-protein complex
Molecular function (GO): G protein-coupled receptor binding; guanyl nucleotide binding; GTPase activity
Source: RefSeq, a predicted model, not a curated record
UCACAGUUUGACAAACCGCAGCUGAUUGACUUGGUCAACAAUGUUGAAGUGCUGCAACUUGUCUCCGGAGGAACACAUCAGCAGAGAAAUAGAAAAACAGAUUAGAAAGGACAAAGAAAAACUGAAAAAGGAGGUGAAGCUGCUGCUUUUAGGCACAGGUGAAAGCGGGAAGAGCACCUUUGUCAAACAGAUGAGGAUCAUCCAUGGAAAAGGAUACAAUGAAUCAGAGAAAAAAGAUUUCAUCAAGCUGGUGUGUCAGAACAUCAUCACAGCCAUGCAGGCUCUAAUUGAGGCCAUGGAGACUCUGAACAUUGACUUUGUUGAUGACGAAAAUAUCAGCUAUGCAGACAAACUGAGCCCAGUGGAUUCAACCGAGGUGUACAGGUUAGAUUUCUGGCAGGUGGAUGCAAUUAAGCGAGUGUGGAGUGACCUUGGGGUGCAAAAGUGUUAUGACCGGAGGAGGGAGUUCCAGCUGUCAGACUCUGCUAAAUAUUAUCUGAGUGACAUAGACAGAAUCACAGCCCCCGGUUACGUUCCCACUCUGGAGGACAUCUUGAGGGUCAGAGUUCCCACCACGGGCAUUAUAGAAUAUCCGUUUCCCAUGAAAUCAGUCAUAUUCAGGAUAGUGGAUGUGGGUGGCCAGCGUUCACAAAGGAAGAAAUGGAUCCACUCUUUUGAAAAUGUCACCUCCAUCAUAUUCCUGGCAGCCCUCAACGAAUACGAUCAAGUCCUUUACGAGAGUCAGACAGAUAACCGACUACGGGAGAGCCUCGACCUGUUCAAGACUCUCAUUUCAUCUCAUUGGUUUAAGAAGUCCUCCACUAUCCUCUUUUUGAACAAAACGGACCUGCUGCAGGAGAAAAUCAAAACAUCACAUUUGGCAUCUUACUUCCCAAAGUACAAUGGGCCUCGAUAUGAUGCUGAAUCAGCAAAAUGCUUCAUCAAUCAGAUGUACAUCAAGCGUCACCAAGAGCAGGAUAAACCCAUCUACACACACUUCACCUGUGCCACAGACACUGAAAAUAUCCAGUUUGUCUUCGAAUCAGUGCAAGACGCGAUCUUAGGAGACCAUUUAAAACAUCUGGGAGUUUUAUAACCCAGAUCCAAGCGGUAAUGCUUCACAGAGAACAGCCCUGCUGUCUUCAAAACCAAUUUUCCUUGAACUGCUGCCUUCAUGAAGCCCCAGAAUGAAAGAGGUUGUUGGUUAUUUGGUUCAUAACAUCCUGGGGAUGAUUACAUAUUCCAGAAAUUUCAAUGAAUAUUUUAUUGAGGAAGAAUGCCACAUGUACUGGCUGAGAGGCGGAAAUUAAAAAUAGCUCUGCAAGCAUUAGAUCAUACUAAUGCUAAUAUUGAUGUGCUCAGUAAAAUUUUCAGAUAAUUCUAGUGAAAGACUGUUCAGAAGCUGCUACAUUUGGACAAAAUAUAGAUUUUGUCUUAUGUUUGCCUGUGUUAUUUUUUUCUGCUCAUUAGAGUGUAAAAAUGAAAGCAGACUGCAUUCAGUUUAUCAUAACUUUGUUUUUGUUUUUCUUUAUAUCAUUGGCAGAUUUAGAUUUAAAUUAUUAGUUUGCAUCUGAUGUGAAAUGAGAUUAAUAAAACAUAUGAAAUGUUUUUUUAUUUAUUUACAAUCUAAUAAAAAAUAGAGCGUGUUCAUUAGCACAAUAAAAAGUAUAUUCCCUUCUCAGUCAUCAAUGGGAAAAUCUUAACUGGCAUUACAGCAAUCUAAUUAUUGAAAUAAUUUCUGACCAGCUUUUGAACAUUCCCACCAGUGAGUUAUAUUAUAUUUAUUUGUCAUGGCAGCCUCCAAGUCUUUGAAGUUGGAAGGCCUCCAGGCCAUCAUUCUUAUUACUGUUAACUCCCUUUACAGAUUCAAGUCAGGACUUCUUCUUUUAGUCUAAAAUGGAUUUGAUGUUGUUUCAGAAGGAAGGAAUUAACUCUUUUGUAGUAAAGGUUUUCACGAUA